GAAACCAUUUCAUUAUGGCUCACGUUGGACUGUUCUCUUUGCUGAUCAUGCAAAGUGUGGUGAUAGGAGCAACUUUCCCAGAUGAAAGCAUAGCAGAGUGGUCAGUGAGCAUGUAUAACCACCUUCGAGCCACUGGGGAAGAUGAGAACAUCCUCUUCUCUCCAGUGAGCAUUGCCCUUGCAAUGGGAGUGAUGGAGCUCGGGGCUCAAGGAUCUACUCUGAAGGAAAUCCGCCACUCAAUGGGAUAUGAUGGCCUGAAAAAUGAUGAAGAAUUUUCUUUCCUGAGAGACUUUUCUAAUAUGGUCUCUGCUGAAGAAGGCCAAUAUGUGAUGAAAAUUGCCAAUUCCCUCUUUGUGCAAAAUGGAUUUCAUGUCAAUGAAGAGUUUGUGCAAAUGAUGAAAAAGUACUUUAAUGCAGAAGUCAGUCAUGUGGACUUCAGUCAAAAUGUAGCUGUGGCCAACUACAUCAAUAAGUGGGUGGAGAAUUAUACAAACAGUCUGUUGAAAGAUUUGGUGUCUCCAAGGGAUUUUGAUGCUGCCACUCAUCUGGCUCUCAUCAACGCUGUAUAUUUCAAAGGCAACUGGAAGUCACAGUUCAGACCUGAAAACACCAGGACUUUUUCCUUCACUAAAGACGAUGAAAGCGAAGUGCAGAUUCCAAUGAUGUAUCAGCAAGGAGAGUUUCAUUACGGGGAAUUUAGUGAUGGAUCCAAUGAAGCUGGUGGCAUCUACCAAGUCCUUGAAAUACCCUAUGAGGGAGAUGAGAUCAGCAUGAUGCUGGUACUGUCCAGACAGGAAGUUCCACUGGCCACACUGGAACCUCUGCUUAAAGCACAGCUGAUCGAAGAAUGGACAAACUCUGUGAAGAAACAAAAGGUGGAAGUGUACCUGCCCAGGUUCACAGUGGAACAGGAGAUUGAUUUAAAAGACAUCUUGAAAUCCUUUGGGGUCACUGAAAUUUUCAUCAAAGAUGCAAAUCUGACUGCCAUGUCAGAUAGGAAAGAGCUGUUCCUCUCCAAAGCUGUUCACAAGGCCUUCAUCGAGGUUAACGAGGAAGGGUCGGAAGCAGCUGCAGCCUCGGGAAUGAUUGCAAUUAGCAGGAUGGCCGUGCUGUACCCUCAGGUUAUUGUCGACCAUCCAUUUUUCUUUCUUAUCAAGAACAGGAAAACUGGUACAAUCUUAUUCAUGGGACGAGUCAUGCACCCUGAAACAAUGAACACAAGUGGACAUGAUUUUGAGGAACUUUAAAUGAUGAUGUUUGAGCAUAAAAAGAAAGCAGUAACAAAGCACAUUAUAUUUGCACUUGGUAUAUAUUUAGGAUUUUUGUUUUGCAGUAUUACUUAAGGAAAUAUUUAAAUAGUACUGGAUAGUAGUAAUACACGUGACAUAUGAAUCAGCCUGUCAAGAAAUGUUAGCAGUAUAAAGUAAAUGGUCCUGUUGUGUUAUUGUGUCUGUUAUGCUCUUGUUUAAAAAAUAAAAGUACGUAUUGAAUAUGUGAACAACGUUUUUUCACUUUAGAGGUAGUUGUAGUAUAUACCACU
This is a messenger RNA of Acomys russatus (golden spiny mouse), 1540 nucleotides long. It is a transcript of the gene Serpini1, whose product is annotated as serpin family I member 1. The transcript is spliced from 8 exons. Bases 15 to 1247 code for a protein of 410 amino acids. The record is from RefSeq and is a predicted model, not a curated record. Gene Ontology annotation, biological process: negative regulation of endopeptidase activity. NCBI's taxonomy places the organism in Eukaryota, Metazoa, Chordata, Mammalia, Rodentia, Muridae. Gene Ontology annotation, molecular function: serine-type endopeptidase inhibitor activity.